Molecule: messenger RNA, 1362 nt
Organism: Limulus polyphemus (Atlantic horseshoe crab)
Lineage: Eukaryota; Metazoa; Arthropoda; Merostomata; Xiphosura; Limulidae
Exons: 3
Coding region: 98-1324 (408 amino acids)
Source: RefSeq, a predicted model, not a curated record
CAAAAUCGCCUACAUCAUUAGGCGUUAACUGGAUAUUUUUUAGAUGCGUGUGCGACAAGUCGUCUUGCAACUGACGCCACUUGGCUAGUCAAUUUCCAUGUACGGCAUGGGUGUAGGAGGAAGUCAGGAACAUGUGUCGACCAUCACAGAUUCAUGUCCCUGUGAACAAAACUUGGAGGGUUGGCCUUUCUGCUUCCAGAAACGGGUGGUCAUACAGCUGGGUGAAAUAGACAAGGCGUUUCUAAGAGUUGGAGACCAUUACUUCUGUCUUCGUGGAGGAAAGACAAGCGAGCUAGAGGGAGAACGUGACUGUUCCCUCCUGCUUACCUGUGUGUACAGGGAUUAUGCUGGUGUUAAGGAACGGGUAAUCAAUGAGAAAUACUUCGAUAAACUUUUCACAAUGGACUGGUUACAAGAUGUCUCUGGUACGUCAACUUCAUCGAUAGGACUACUCUCGAACCCUGAGUCUGACGAGUAUUUGCCCACCCUUCUGCAGCACCUCCUGGUGACCGUUGAGAGAGGCAUUGAACGAAUUGAAUGUGAAACUGUGCGGAAACCCUGGACUUGUAACCACGUGCGUUCUGAACCAUCAACCCGUUGUCAUAAUGCUUCAGUGGACACAAAAGAAAUUUCAGUCCAGACUAGUCUCUUAAAUUCUUCAGUGGUCGUUACAGACCAGAACUCUAAUACUGUUCAGGGAGAUGGAAUGGACACCGAGUGUCAACCGGUUUUAUCCUCCGAUGCUAAUGGAAAUCAUUCCAAUAAUUUUCAAUGUGUUGACAGCCAGGGAAAUUGUUCAAAUAAUUAUGAUAGGUGUUUUAUAGAACUUCCAGGAAGUUUAGGGAAUCAGAAUAAUUAUCUAGAUCUUCCCCAAAAUGACAAAGUUUCAGGUUGUAGUUCAGACAUAUCUGAAUAUGCUGAUAACCAAAAUAAACUUUCAGAUCUUUCUGAGACUGUUGUAAAAGAAAAGUGUUGUCUUGAUUCUACACAAACCGUUGACAACCAAGACACUCCUUCAGAUAUUUUACAAAAUAUCCAAGAUGAAAGAGAACUUUUAGAUCUCUUUGAGACUGUAGUAUUCACUGAAGUAGACAAGGAGUCUUCAUCUGCGAUAAAGUCAUCUUCAGUUUCAGACGACUCUCCCGUAGUCACUUCCCUGCCGUCGCCAAAUAAAGAGCCAACAGAACGACAUCCAGCAAACGCUUUUAAAGAGGAGGACCCCGACGAUGGCUAUCAUGACAACACACUUUCUAAGCCACAUUGUAUCAGCCAGGUGGAUCCCGACCUACUGCAUUCUGAAAUAGCCUGUUUGCCAGGUGAGUAAAUGAUAGCGACCUCAGGCGGGAAAUGAUGUAUGAUUUA